AUGGUUGAAGGUGGCGAGAACGACAGUUUCGACACAUCCAUCAUUCAUGCCGAUGAGGAGCCUGAUAUUAUUCUCUCCAGCGGGCCAUCGCAAAUGUCGUCUGGCGGCCAGAUGAGUAUCGGGUCGCAAGAUAGCAUUCAAGACUUUUUCACCAAAGCCGACGAAGAGCGCGUUAUCCUACGCUCUCCCUUUCAGCCAACCGUCCCCGCCGCUAGGCAGACGCCUCGGCGAGACAACUCCCAUCGCUCGCCGGAUCCCGAGUUUUUCAUGCCGACCGUAGAAGUGGCAGGUUCACGGCGCAGCAGUGGCCGCUCUUCGCGCACCAUCCGGCCCGUCGGCAGGGACGACGACCAGCAGGGCGGCUACGAGUUGCGCCGGAGGAUUGGGCAGCGCCAUGCGUCCGAGGUCGACGGCGGAAGCCCCAUCAGCAGAAGGGCGAACAAGGGCCGCGUGUAUUACGACAGCGAAGACGACGGCGAAAGCAGACGAGGCCUGAAAGACGGCCUCGCGUCUUCUCUCCCGGGCGCCUUGCUCAACGUGCUGGGCUGGUUGGUUGGCGUCGUGGGGAUGGCCUUCCGCUUCGCCCAACGACCCCUCGCCCUCCUCCUCUCCAUCUACUUCUUCUUUGGCGGCCUCAUCAUCGUGCAGAACAUGGUCACCCAGUCUCUGUUCGUCUCCCUAUCGCCCAUCUGCCGUAUCCCCGGCGUCUCCUACUUGGACCUCGCCUUCUGCCCCCGGCCGUCCGACCCACCCAUCGUCCCCGAGUCAGGCCAAGCCGCGGGCCGCCAGGUCGAGUUCGACGAGCUCAUGGGCGUCCAGUCGCAGUUUGAGCAGGUCCUCGAGCGCAGCGCGAGCGGCGUCUCCCUUCCUCUGGAGAUGAAGCGCUCCGAAUCGUCCAUUCGCGACUUGCGCACCAUGGUGCGCUACAGCGAGCUCACCGCCCGCGACGAGCUCCGAGCUGCAAAGUUCAACACCCACGUCGGCUCCGCCGUCGACUCCGUCAUCAGCAUCAACAAGUGGACCGCCCGCUACCUCGAUGGCUUCGCCGACGGCGAUCCCAAGCAGGAUCUCCGCGACGCCGGCGCCGGCGGCGCCCUCCUCGCCGACUGGGCCUCGUGGGUCUUUUAUCCCUUCCAGCCCGCCACCCCCAUCACGUUUGACGAGCGCGCCCUGAUCGACAAGUACAUCGAGCACACGUCCCUCGUGUCCGACCGCAUCUCCGCCCUCAUCCUCGAGGCCCAGGCCGUCCUCCGCCACCUCACCAAGGCCGAGGACCACCUGUCCCUCAUUUACGAAAUCGUCACCCGCUCCUCCCAGUCGGUCGAGUCCCGCCGCGACCAGAUCCUCUGGACCCUCUGGACCCUCGUCGGCGCCAACUCCCGCCGUCUCCAGGGCCUCAACGCCCAGCUCUCCCUCCUCCGCCAGGUCGACACCCAGCGAUCCGCCGCCGUCGCCCAGGUCUCCGGCCUCAUCGUAGACCUCGAGCGUAUAGAGGCCGGCCUCGGCGACCUGCGCGAUCGUGUCGCCGAACCCGGCAUCGCUAGGCGCGCGGGGAGCCCCGGUGGCGCGCCCGGAAGCCCUCGGAUCCAUGUUCCCCUCUCCGUCCAUAUCGAGACAAUCGACCGCGGCGUGGAGAGGCUCGAGGCCGCAAGGAACAGGAUUAGGGCCGCGGAGAAUGACAAGAUUAGGGAAGCCCUCGCGAGGAGGCGUCAAGGAGGAUAG
Messenger RNA from Parascedosporium putredinis, 1722 nucleotides. Lineage: Eukaryota; Fungi; Ascomycota; Sordariomycetes; Microascales; Microascaceae. The record is from the annotation of a GenBank genome assembly.